UUCAGACACAGACCUGAACAGACAACUUUCGAACGGCAGCAAUAAUGACAACAAAAUCAGAAAACGGUGCAUUGAAACUAUGCAAAAGAACUUACUUUAUGCGAACCGAAUCAGUGCCGACCCAAUCCGGCAUGCGCCAUGAGCUAGGAUCUGAAACAGCUGACGUCAUCCUGGAGUGCAUGAGCCCUGAAUGUCAAGCUUGGAUGGGGGUCGAUAGGAAACUGUUGGGUCCCUCUGCUUACUGCGUGGAUAGUGAAGAGUUGAAGUACAACAUACACGAGCACAUUUUGCAUCUUGGGCAAGAAGCGGAGAAUAUGCAGAAGCGAAGACGUAAACGUAAUGCUAAGAAAAGUAAACUUAGUGAGGAGCUGGAGUUUGCCAAAUUUGAAUGCCGGCAAAAGAUAGAAAUUGCACGUGACGAGGAAAGGAAACGGAUGAAUCUGUUACUGGAAGCAGCAAAAUGUGAACUACAAGAAAAAUUUCAAAAAAUGAAGGUAGAACUCGGAGAGGAUUACCGUAAAGGCAGGCGAGAAAUGGGCCAAUUUAUGUGUAGAAACUUUAGAAAUCAAGCGAGGGAACUCAUUGCACAUAUUGCUCAACAAUACAGGCAGGAACUAAAUAGAGAAGUAAAUGCAAGGGUUGACCGCGAAUUUCAACGCAUUUCAAAUCAGUUAGAUGAAAUUAUACAAGAUGCUGUAGAUCAUCAAAAAACUAUGGAUGAGCGAGCGAUGCGAAAAAUGUGCUACCGGUAUGAAGAACUUUUGCGCAAUGUACAACAUCGUGAAGCUUGCCACCAGCUCUCCACACUAGCACAAAAAAUAUGUUCCGAGUGGAUUGAGCUGUCGAAGCGCAAAACUAACCCGGAUAUUUCCUGCCAGACUUCAUUUGUCCUAACGGAACCUAAUGCAGAAUCCGAAAUGACAGACAGCAAUGAAUAUUUCGAAGGUCCAAGUGAUUUGUUGGAAACUGAUGACAUAUUUAUUAUAGAAUCUUGUUUCAUGAGGCCUGGCCCUAGUCCGGUGUAUAGCUUUGCAUCCAGUUCUUUGGAAGAUGAUGCAGUACAGUCGUCAUCUACUUUGGAGGCGCUGACCUUUGAAGGGAACGUUUAUGCCCAACCGAAGUACUACCAAAAGUUCUACGAUCAAUUGUUUCCCACACCUAUGGCGACGUGGGAGAGAAAGGCAAUGGAGCUUGACAAAAAAUCUCAGUCAUCUAUGGGUUCACUGAUUUCAAUCGAUUCGGAUUUUACAAAAAAUAUUGUUGACCGAAUACUAGAUCAAGCAGAUCUUAGCGAAGAAGCCGCCAUCGAAAUAAUGUUGUCCAAUAUUGAUUUGAGUGUUGAGCCUACUUCUGAAAGCGCUGAAUCCCUACCGCCGGAGGCAACUAUCUCAGAGCUGUUUUGCUUGGAAAAAUCGGAAUCGGCAAUCAACAUCUUAGCUAACGGAAUCGCUAUCAAAUACAUUCGAGCGACUGAAAGAGAUUUCCAUCAAUAAAUUAUUCUUUCAUUUCAAAUUUGAUAUACCUAGUAAAAAUAGUAAAAAAAAUAUAGCUGUGCCUCAGGAUUAGAUUUAAAGAAUUGUUAAUUCCACCUUAAGUCGUAUCUGUAUCUCAAAAAUAAUAUUCACGAUUUAGUCUGUCCUAGCCAUGUCAAGACCUUGGUAAUCUUUAGCAAG
This is a messenger RNA of Armigeres subalbatus, 1673 nucleotides long. RefSeq lists its product as uncharacterized. Lineage: Eukaryota; Metazoa; Arthropoda; Insecta; Diptera; Culicidae. Bases 45 to 1493 code for a protein of 482 amino acids. The transcript is spliced from 4 exons. The record is from RefSeq and is a predicted model, not a curated record.